Molecule: messenger RNA, 6135 nt
Organism: Lates calcarifer (barramundi perch)
Lineage: Eukaryota; Metazoa; Chordata; Actinopteri; Centropomidae
Gene: xpo4
Product: exportin 4
Biological process (GO): protein export from nucleus
Cellular component (GO): cytoplasm; nuclear pore
Molecular function (GO): nuclear export signal receptor activity
Source: RefSeq, a predicted model, not a curated record
UUUAUGAGCAAAGAUCAAUUAUAUAGCAUGUAAGUUAAAUAUAAUUUACAAGGAGGCAUAACAUUUCUGUUGACUGUCAUGAUCAGUAAAUCCAUCUGAAUUCACUUUACUUGCCCUUUUAUAUGAAGAAGAUAGUUAAUCUGCCUUUGAUAAGUGAAACAGAAAUGAGGUUAGGGAAGAGUUAUGAUAAAUAAUAACUUACACUAUGAUAUUAAGUCUAAGAAAUUGUGAUUCUCUUGAUGGAAACAUGAACUCAAAAAAUUUUACAAAAAGUGCACUUGAAACUUUUAGAAAUAAAGUUUAGAAAUAAUGCUCAGUAUGAAGAAGACUGAGGCAAAAAGUGGAUCAUUGUGAAGUCAAAUCUUUUUUGAAUAAAUUGUAACAGAACCCUAUUUACUAGUGUUAUUUUAUUUUUUCUUACUUGUCUGACAGAACUACAUUCAGAAGUUGAUCUCUUACAGUGAGUAGCAAAACCAUAAAAUUAUAAGUUUGGUGAGUUAUUAUUAUUUUUUUAAAUAGCAGAAUUAAGUGCCUAAAGUACUCACUAUUUAAAUGUUUUAUUUUAUUACUAUCAUUUUUUAAACUAGAGCUCUUAUAUACAGUUGAGAAGAUUUUGCCCUAUACAUCAUAUUUUUGAUUUACUCCUGUAUUUAAAAUCUUAAUUGGUAAUUGAAUAAUGUUAAAUAAAGUAAAAAUAAAAAAUGUAUUGUCCUCUUACAAGCAGUGUUGUGUGAUUGUUUGAUUCCCUUUGAUGAGUCAUUUUUUGCAACUACUUGUGGUCAUUUUGCUUCUUUUAACAGAGCUUGAUGACUUUCAAGCAAAAAAUAUUAACAUCUGAAUUUUUCACAUAAAUCUCUGCACAAUUUAGAUAAAAAUGUGCUCGAACAAUUACAAUUAACUCAUAUUUUAGCUCAAGUUUCUUAUGCUUUCCUUUUCAUAAUGUCAUGUAAGGCAGAUGUUACUCCGGCAGACUCCGCGCGCUGAGGAUGACGGUCUAUCGGGUUCUACCCCGCCGGGUACCAGCGCUGUAAUCCCACAAUGCAGAGCGCAUGGCGCGUCAUUGGAGAGGGACGAUGAUGGCGGCGGUCGGUGCACCAGAAGUGAUCACACAGCUGGAAAGCGCUGCCAAAGUUUUAAUGGCACCGCCGUCCAUGGUCAGCACAGAACAGAGGCAGCAUGCUGAACACGUAUUCCUCUCCUUCAGGAAGUCCAAAUCUCCUUUUGCCAUCUGCAAGCACAUCUUAGAGACCAGUAAGGUGGACUAUGUGCUGUUCCAGGCAGCCACAGCCAUCAUGGAGGCCGUUGUGCGGGAGUGGAUCCUGCUGGAGAAGACCAGCAUCGAGUCGCUCCGGGCAUUCCUCCUCACCUACGUCUUACAGAGACCCAACCUGCAGAAGUAUGUCCGUGAGCAGAUCUUGCUGGCCGUGGCGGUCAUCGUGAAGAGAGGCUCUCUCGACAAAUCCAUCAACUGUAAAAGCAUCUUUCACGAGGUCGGACAGCUCAUAAGCAGCGGGAACCCCACAGUGCAAACGCUGGCCUGCUCCAUCCUGACCGCUCUGCUCAGUGAGUUCUCCAGCUCCAGUAAAACCAGCAGCAUCGGCCUCAGCAUGGAGUUUCACGGCAGCUGCAAGCGUCUGUUCCAGGAGGAGGGCCUGCGUCAGAUCUUCAUGUUGACCAUGGAGGUGCUGCAGGAGUUCAGCCGCCGAGAAAAUCUCAGUGCCCAGAUGUCGUCUGUCUUCCAGCGUUACCUGGCUCUGGCCAACCAGGUCCUCAGCUGGAACUUCCUGCCACCCAAUCUGGGGCGCCACUACAUCGCCAUGUUCGAGGCCACACAGAACGUCACGCUCAAGCCUACGGAGUCCUGGAGGGAAGCGCUGCUGGACACCCGCGUCAUGGACCUCUUCUUCACUGUACACAGGAAGAUUCGUGAGGACUCAGACAUGGCCCAGGACUCCCUUCAGUGCCUGGCCCAGCUGGCCUCCAUGCACGGGCCCAUCUUCCCAGACGAGAGCGCCCAGGUCUCCUACCUCGCUCACCUGGUGGAGGGCCUGCUGAGCAUGAUAAAUGGGAUUGAGAUCGAGGACUCUGAGGCAGUGGGCAUCUCCAAUAUCAUCUCCAAUCUUAUCACCAUGUUCCCUCGAAGUAUUUUAACAGCGCUGCCCAGCGAUCUCUUCACCUCCUUCAUCAACUGCCUCACAUUGCUUACCUGCUCGUUUGGACGCAGCGCUGCCCUGGAGGAGGUGCUGGAUAAGGAUGACAUGGUUUACAUGGAAGCCUACGACAAGCUGCUGGAGUCUUGGCUCACCCUCGUCCAGGACGAGGAGCAUUUUCCUCGAGGCUGCUUCAUCCAGCCGGCGAUCCAGGUCUUCAACUCCUAUAUACAGUGUCAUUUGGCUGCUCCUGACGGCACACGCAACCUGUCAGUGAAUGGCAUAACGUCUCAUGAGGAGGAGGAGAUCAAUGAGCUGCAGGAAGACGACAGGGAGCUGUUCUCAGACCAGCUGUCCAGCAUCGGCAUGCUGGGACGUGUGGCUGCUGACCACUGUAUCCCUCUGCUCACAAGCCUGCUGGAAGACCGGGUGACACGGCUGCAUGGUCAACUCCAGAGAACUCAGCAGCACCUCAUGGCAUCAUCUGACCCUGGAUCAGUGGACCGCAAGGUCCUGGAUGACCUCUAUGAGGACAUCCACUGGCUCAUACUGGUCUCAGGGUAUCUAUUAGCAGACGACCCUCAGGGCGAAACGCCAUUAAUCCCCUCCGAGGUGAUGGAGUUUUCCAUCAAACACUCCACGGAGGUAGACAUCAACACAACACUGCAGAUCCUGGGCUCACCGGGGGAGAAGGCCUCGUCCAUACCAGGCUGCAACCGCACAGACUCAGUCAUCAGGUUGCUGUCAGCUGUACUGCGGACGUCAGAGGUUGAAUCAAGGGCGACCAGAGCGAGCCUGACAGAGCUGCUCAGCCCGCAGAUGGGAAAGGAUAUUGUGUGGUUCCUGAGACGCUGGGCUAAAACGUACCUGCUGGUGGACGAAAAACUCUACGAGCAGAUUAGCAUGCCCCUGAGCACAGCAUUUGGUGCGGACACAGAGGGGGCCCAGUGGAUUGUGGGAUAUCUUUUGGAGAAGGUGAUCAACAACCUGUCUGUGUGGAGCUCAGAGGCUGAGCUGGCCAAUGACACUGUGGAGCUGCUGGUCACGCUGGUAGAGAAGAGGGAGAGGGCAAACAUCGUGGUACAGUGUGAGAGCUGGUGGAACCUGGCGAAGCAGUUUGCCAGUCGCAGUCCACCUCUCCACCUGCUGUCCAGCUCCGUGCAGAGAUCUCUGAUGAAGGCUCUUGUCCUCGGAGGCUUCGCUCACAUGGACUCUGACACCAAACAGCAAUACUGGGCCGAGGUGCUUCACCCUCUUCAGCAGCGUUUCCUCAACCUCAUUAACCAGGAGAACUUCGCUCAGAUCAGCCAGGAAGAAGCUGUCAAACGGGAAAUCGUGGCUACGUUAGAGGCGCUGUGCGGCAUCGCGGAGGCGACACAGAUCGACAACGUGGCCUCGCUCUUUUCUUUCCUCAUGGACUUCUUGUCCAGCUGCAUCGGCCUCAUGGAGGUUUACAGCAACACGCCCGAGACAAUCAACCUCAUCAUUGAGGUUUUUGUAGAAGUGGCUCACAAACAGAUCUGCUACCUGGGAGAGACCAAGUCCAUGAAGCUGUACGAGGCAUGUCUGACGUUGCUGCAGGUCUACUCUAAAAACAACCAGAGCAGGAAGCGAGGAGACGCCACAGCCGAGGAGGACCAGUACCAGGACCUGCUGCUCAUCAUGGAGCUGCUCACCAACCUGCUCUCCAAAGAGUUCAUCGACUUCAGUGACACAGAUGAGGUGUUUCGAAACCAAGACCAGGGAACACCAGCCUCUAACAGAACAGUCUCAGCAGCAGAUGUGGUUCUUUAUGGUGUCAAUAUUGUCCUUCCACUCAUGUCUCAGGACCUGCUCAAGUUCCCCUCUCUGUGUAACCAGUACUACAAGCUCAUCACCUUCAUCUGUGAGAUCUUCCCAGAAAAGAUCCCACAGCUGCCUGAAGACCUGUUCAAGAGCCUCAUGUUCUCCUUGGAACUGGGAAUGACCUCGAUGAGUUCGGAGAUCAGCCAGCUGUGUUUGGAGGCUUUGUCUCCUCUGGCUGAACAGUGCGCCAAAAACCAGGAGAAGGACACGCCUCUCUUCAUCGCCACUCGUCACUUCCUCAAGUUGGUGUUUGACAUGCUGGUCCUGCAAAAACACAACACCGAGAUGACAGUGGCAGCAGGAGAAGCUCUUUACACACUCGUGUGCCUGCACCAGGCAGAGUACUCUGAGCUAGUGGAGACUCUGCUCUCCUCUCAAAGAGACGCCGUCAUCUACCAGCGGCUGGCCGACGCCUUCAACAAGCUGACGGCCAGCAGCACGCCGCCCACCAUGGACAGGAAACAGAAGGUCGCCUUCCUCAAGAGCCUGGAGGAGUUUGUGGCCAAUGUGGGCGGCCUGCUCUGCGUCAAAUAACCACUGGAAAACCGACUCCGCCUCGAAUCAUCAUUAUGAAAAGCAACCAAUCAGAGACCCCCCCGCCCCCCCCUGCCCCACUUCAUCCCUAUGAACUAUGGGUAGAAGAGACAGCUCUGAGGACCUCUCUGUCUCUGCACCUGCUGGGGGAUCCAUCUCAUGCCUGAAUGUUAACCCUGUUUUCACUUCCUAGGAUUUCUUUUUUUGUUUUGUUCUCCUCCCCGAACUGUCACCCCCACCCCCUCACCCAUCCCAUGAUUGACAGACUUGACGAUGAUGAUGAUAACUUGGUAACCAUGGAGACUGAACUGCAGAGCAGACGGACUCAGUCGGAGGAUCCUGCCCUUUUGGACUGAAGCGGCAACGGAGCGCUGACCAUCAUGACGACAAGAGGCAGAGCAGUGGCUGGUGUCGACGGGGGUUGACCUCCACCUCCUCCACCUCCUCAUGUGCCUGGAGGUCGCCAGAGCGCACACAGACACACACACACACACACACACACACACACACACACACACACACACACACAGAGUCAUGUUGAGGAUAAAACAGGUUGCUGUGUGGAGGAGUGACGGAGAAGAUUUUUCUAGUGUGAGGUUUUUUAGAUGAAGGUAUUAGAGGGGUCUUGGUGACACACACUUCAUUUUAUCAGUUUCCAUCCUGCCACACACACACACACGUUGCCCCAGUCCUUCCCAGAGUGCCUUUGUUUUGUUGAUUGUUUUGUGUGUGUGUGUGUGUGUGUGUGUGUGUGCGUGUGUGUGUGUGCGUGUGUGUGUGUGAAUCACAUCAUACAUUAACUGACAUCAAAUGUCGACUGUGCCUGCCAUUCGCCAAAAAAAAACAACAACAACACAGCGGAUGCACAAAUUCACAAACACACACAUGCACACAACAUGCAUACACAUACACACACCCACACACACACAAAAUGUUGCCAUGACAACAAAGGUUUCGCCGGCCCGGCUGUCUUUGGGCCUUACUGAACCACACAGCGCAGGAGGGCGUUUGUUUUAUUUGUUUGUUUGUUUGUUGGUGAUGACAGAAAACCAAAAUCAGAUUGCAUUUCACUAAAGGGUGUACAUAUAUAAAUAUAUAUAAGAAAUGUUUUCAAACCAGAAACCAUGAGAAGUGUACGUUCAAAGACAAAAAAAACUGAAAUGUUUUUAUAUGGCAGGAAGAGUUGUAUGAGUUCAACAUGUUGUGAAUUCAGCUAAAGAGGGAGCAACUUUGUCUGUGUUGACCUUUUUGCAGUUUGAUAUUUUGGAUUGUAGUAUUACGUUGCAGCCCCUCCCUCCGGACAGAUAAAGGCCAGGAGAUCGGAUCAGGCCUCUAAAGUUUAGCAGAUUAAUUUCAGUAGUCUUUUUUUUUCUACAGCAGCAGCACAUCAUCCACCGUUUCACUCUUCAGCACACACUGGAUCGAAGCAGAGACUGUUGGGAGUUGAAGGACAGCAAUAACAAACCAAAUAAAAAGGAGCAGAGCCACUUGUUGAAGCAUUAUAUUGGAGACAGAUUCCUCCUCGUUCAGAGCACUAUCCUGGUUAUUGUAGAAUGGCUGUUUUGUUAAUGAAGUAUAAAAGUGUACAUAAACUUAUUGUAUAAAA